UCUCCCACGCGCGAGGAGCUAGGGUGAAUAUUCUCCCCUAGAAUUCCUGUAUAAAGCUAGGUAUACACUAUUUUCACUUGUAUGUAAUAGCCCCAGGUCGAUAAUCGAGAAAAUAGGGAGCGAUUGAGCGUAGCUAUUUGUUCUUUGCCGCGCGGUGCCUGUAUACACAUAAGCCCGCUAUUCAUGCAGUGUGCGCAGACCCGAGACCGCGUCGAUACAGCACACCUGGGGCUUGCCUCUGGAAAAUUGCUAGUCUGGAGCAUACCUACAUGAGCAUAGGAGUGAAAAAAAGUAGCGGGAAAGGCUUGAUAUACAAGGAAACGGAGGCAUACCCGGACUGGGGCGAGGCAGAAACCGCGACUUGCAAGCACACGAUUGAUCAAUCAGGCCGAAAAUAAAGAAGUGUAGCUGUACCCUGAGGAUUGUCUGACGGUCAUGUCUUCAAUUAUCUUUCUGGCGCUCUGUGCUCUACAGGUAGUGACGUUGGUUAGAGCCAAUGGAUGCUACGACUACGUUAAAGUUCUGGCAAAGAAUGACAUGGAGUUGGAUUCUCGCGUUGACCUCAAGAACUUUCUCAUUCUCGAGCAAGAUGUCACUCAGACGCAGUUUGUUGAGAGCAUGACCAUAGCGCCCUCGACCGGCAAAAAAUCUUCAUGCGGCAACACACGGUCGUGGAUCUGCGAACUUUAUGAAGGCUUGCCACCGCAGUACGAUGAGCUCAAAUACAGAGGCAUGUCAAAGUCCGGUUUUAAUAAUUAUAUUGGAAAAAAUCUCGUUGAUCUGUUUGACAAAAAUUUGGACAGCGAUCAAGUAAUCCUCUACAAGAUGCAAAUCGUCGGCCCCUUAGAUCACGUGUGGCUGAUAGAGCAGCUCCCAGGAAAUAAAUACAGGGUGUAUCAGAGCUACAACAAUGCCUACUCGCUGACGGCCUGGCUGAGCGACAGCACUGAUGGACUGUUCGGCAAACACAUCAUCAUCUGGCAAGAGGUCAUCGACAUGGCCAACUCCUUCAUCUCGCAGUUCGGCUGCACCCUGGACACACUCGAUUCCUGCCCGAACGAACUCAACUGGGGGACGGAGUGGAUGGCAUACAUCCGCGACUACGACGAAGAACAGGCCGUCGCAAACUUCGAGGCCGCGUGGAAAAACUUCGGCAAGGGCGUGUUGUUGGACAAGACAGACUUCUACGACAUGUACCUGUACAAGCUAGGCAACCUGACGGCGGGUAUAGAGCCGAUGGUGGGCACGACAACACCGUGGUCACAGCAGCAACACGAUACGUGGAUCUCACUGUUUGCCAGCCCCAACCCACUCUGCUACCCCGGAGUGCCCUUCAACACACUCACGCCUACCACUAACGGACCGUACGAGAUGCAGGUGAAGGCGGAUAAGUUCGGGAGCGUUAGUAACGACGGCACGUGUAACGAGAACUACAAGCUACUCGGCUAUACCAUCGACGGCUGGACGGAUCCGAUAAACUCUGGAACUCACCUCCAGGUGUCGCUCGCUGUUAUGUUGGCCGCAACCAUUGCAAACACCAAUGUGUGGGUACAUUUGGUAGAAUAAAAAAUUAAAUAAAAAAAAGACUGUAGGCUUAGCCUGAUGGACGCAAAGAAAUAUAUUUUACGCAGCGCGAUAAAAUAACGCAGAGAAAGAUUUCGUAAUAGCUUUGGCAAUAAUUAUAUAUGUAGAGAGAGAGAUAGACCUAUGUUUUAUUGACGAAUUAUAUAUAGGAUAUAUAUAUAUAUAUAUAUAUAUAUAUAUCUCGUAUAGAGUAUCAUUUGAAAUAUGUGUGGUAUAUUGUAAACGUACUUAUUAUACUAAAUCAAGGCUGUAUUGAAAACAUGUCAUUUCGUUACUAUAUUGACAGCUAUAGUUGGUAAAAAAUGAAUGGCGUAUACUUCAUACUAAAACCGCGAAAAGAGUCAUAUUGUUUCGACUAGGAUACAGGCUAAAUAUAAUGGUUGUCAAUAAUUCUGCAUGCCGGCUCACGUCUUUGUUUCGUUGGUAGUAUUCUGGAAAGCGAGUAGAAAAGACUCGUGAGAUAGAUUAUGGAUUAUAGAUUAUUAUAUAGUAGAUGGGUUCAUGCUACUCUCAUCCCGGUUAAAAUACGGGUCACAUUUACAGGCAUAAAUCUACUUACGGCGUGAAUUAGAAACAGAUAUGUAACUAUAAUUAUAGCCAAGCGCGCACGAUGCUGCGAAAAACACGGAUUUUGCAUCACGUAGGCCUAUAACUCAUGUGUGUUGUCGUUAACUCAUAUAGUGUAUUUUUCAUUGUUUCGUCACAGAUUAUAUGUAUGUAUGAUAAUACGUGCGCGCGGACGUGCGUGCGUGAAUGCGUGUGCGCGUCUUUAUAAUACACACAUAUCUAAUAAACAGACAUGACUCGA
This is a messenger RNA of Priapulus caudatus, 2392 nucleotides long. RefSeq lists its product as uncharacterized. NCBI's taxonomy places the organism in Eukaryota, Metazoa, Priapulida, Priapulimorpha, Priapulimorphida, Priapulidae. The record is from RefSeq and is a predicted model, not a curated record. Bases 436 to 1566 code for a protein of 376 amino acids. The transcript has 6 exons.